CCGCAGGCGGGCGGGAUGGCGGUGCGGGUUGUGCUGGCGCUGUGCGCGGUGCUCGCUGCCUGCCGGGCGGCGGCGGCGGAGCCCGCGGCGGGGGCCGCCAGUCGGCGGCGGCGGCUGAGCGCCGAGGAGGGCAUCUCCUUCGAGUACCACCGCUACGCCGAGCUGCGGGAAGCGCUGGUGGCCGUGUGGCUGCAGUGCCCCGCCAUCAGCAGGAUCUACACGGUGGGGCGCAGCGCCGAGGGCCGGGAGCUCCUGGUCAUCGAGAUCUCCGACCGCCCCGGCGAGCACGAGCCCGGAGAACCAGAAUUUAAAUAUGUUGGGAAUAUGCAUGGGAAUGAAGCUGUUGGAAGGGAAUUACUCAUCUUCUUGGCUCAGUACUUGUGUAAUGAAUACCAGAAAGGAAAUGAUACCAUUAUCAACUUGAUCCAUAGCACACGUAUCCAUAUCAUGCCAUCUUUGAAUCCAGAUGGCUUUGAGAAGGCAGCAUCCCAGCCUGGUGAACUUAAAGACUGGUUUGUUGGUCGAAGUAAUGCCCAAGGGAUAGAUCUAAACCGAAAUUUUCCCGAUCUUGAUAGAAUAGUCUACAUUAAUGAGAAAGAAGGUGGCCCAAACAACCAUCUUCUGAAAAACAUGAAAAAAGCUGUGGACCAGAAUCCCAAGCUUGCUCCUGAAACGAAAGGUGUCAUUCACUGGAUAAUGGAUAUUCCUUUUGUGCUCUCUGCCAAUCUUCAUGGAGGAGACCUCGUUGCAAACUAUCCUUAUGAUGAGACUCGGAGUGGUAGUGCUCAUGAAUACAGCUCCUGCCCCGAUGAUGCUAUUUUUCAGAGCCUGGCCCGCAGUUAUUCUUCUUUUAAUCCCGCUAUGUCUGAUCCGAACAGACCACCAUGUCGUAAAAAUGACGAUGACAGCAGCUUUGUGGACGGAACAACCAAUGGUGGUGCAUGGUACAGUGUCCCGGGAGGGAUGCAGGAUUUCAAUUACCUCAGCAGCAACUGCUUUGAAAUCACAGUGGAACUUAGCUGUGAAAAGUUCCCACCUGAAGAAACUCUGAAGGGCUACUGGGAGGACAAUAAGAACUCUCUUAUAAAUUACAUUGAACAGAUUCAUCGAGGAGUGAAGGGGUUUGUUAAAGAUCUUCAAGGCAAUCCAAUAGCAAAUGCUACAAUUUCUGUGGAGGGAAUAAGCCAUGACAUUACAUCAGCCAAGGAUGGUGAUUAUUGGAGGUUGCUUGUGCCUGGAAAUUACAAACUUACAGCCUCAGCACCAGGCUAUCUAGCAAUAACGAAAAAAGUUGCUGUGCCCUUCAGCCCUGCGGUUGUGGUUGAUUUUGAACUGGAGUCAUUGUCUGAAAGAAAAGAAGAGGAAAAAGAAGAGUUGAUGGAAUGGUGGAAGAUGAUGUCAGAAACACUAAAUUUUUAAAUGAGAAUUUUGACUUUACAGCUUUUAAUCUAUGUUGACUUAGUAUAAUGUACUGUGGAAACUCCCUAUAUUCUAGAUUUUGUGCACUUCACAAUAAUUAACUUUGAAUUUUUCAGUCAUAUUUUGAUUAAUAUGAUUACAAAUAACUACUAGCCUCCUAGGUAGAUAAAUAAGUUAUUAAUUUUCUUUCCUAUUGUUAUAGAAAAUUUACUCUUAUAUACAAAUCAGAAAAAAUAUGAAUGAAUAUGCAGCCUAUAUGACUAUAUGACAGUACAAUCUGUUGUGUAUUGUUUGCAAGUUCAGAAUAUGUAGGUUAACUUUUGAUUUUAAAAAAGAAAUAUACUGUAGUCAAUUAUUGAUACUGCCAGAAAUAUUUGACAGUGCAUAGUAAUAGACAGUGCUCUUUACUAAGUUCUAUAAUGGAUGUUAUUGAAAAGAUUUAUAAUAACAGUGUGUGGUGUAAUAAUGUUUUACAAGGAUUAAAAUUCACUCUAACAUUUUUUAUGUUUCUGGUGUUGGGGCUAUUUAAACAUGUAAGAAACAUAAGUUGACUUAAUUUUAGUAAGCAGAAGAAAUCUGCAUACUCUUUUAUUAAAGGUGGAAUAGAAUGAAUACAGGAAAUAGGAGAGCUUUAUUCCUUAAACAGUUGACAAUAUUCGAAGAUCAGGUUUUAAGUAUUUCUCAUUACUUAUUAAGCAAAUUAAAAAUUCUGAGUGGGUGAAGAAGAGGAGCUUGUGCAUCUUGUUAAUAUGCUGCUUGUGUUUGUAUUACAGCAAGAAAAGAAAUAAUUUCAGGUGAUGUCUGUUUUAGUUAGAUAACUACCUUUUCAACAUGGUGUCUAGGUAAUCAGCCAAACGUUAAUCUGUUCACUGAAGGCUACCAAAGUAUAGUCUAGACAAUGAACUGGAAAUCUACUGAGGUUGUGCAUUUAGUCUUGCAAGUCAGGAAUGCAUGUUUCCAACUUUGUUUCUUCUGCUGGCUAGUCUUAUCUAAAUCUAGAAGCAAGAAAGAUAAGUGAAAUUUUUUUCAGUGUGGUGAAAUUUUUGCAGUAUUUUUGAAGAUGAUACAAAAAGCAACUUUGAUUUAGAAAGAUUCUUCUUGCUCUCCCCCUUUUUUUAAAUAAUUUAAUUAAUAUACUGUAGUAUUUUGGCUGAGUGGAAUUUGCAGAAUCAGAAAACACAUGUGGACUGUAGUAGGUGCAAGUUUAGUAUAAUUCUUUUGAAACAACUGCUGGUAUGCUACUUGAUAGCAGCUAAACAUCUCAUCUGUUUGAAAGCUUGCACACUUUUGCUGGUCUAUUUUAAUUCAAGAUCAGAUAUUUGAUAUAGAUUUCCUUCCUCUGUUUCUUUCAUAUCACUGUGUUUUGAUUAGCGUAUUAUUUUAGCUUAUGCCGUAGGAAUUCAGUAUGGUUCAGAACCAAUCAACAAAGCACUGUCAUGCUCCUGCUGCAAGUGAAAAAUCACAUGUUCAGGUGUAGGAUCCAAGUUCACCUCCUUUGAGUAUUUAAAAAUUUACUGAAAUACUGUUUUCUGAGAAUUUUAAAUUCUUUAAUAAAAGUAGCACCUGAUCCUUUUAGAGGAACAGGCUUAAGAUCUGACACACAUUGACAAACUGAACAGUAAUAAAAAGGCAUAAGCUUUCUCUCUCUGAUCAAGAGUUUGCUAUGUAACCUGUAGCUCAUUUGUGUAGUAGAUGUUUAAUUCCAAAUUUCAGGGGAACUUUAAGUACUGUGAGUUGUUAUAUAGCAAUGAACUUUGAAUCUCCAUUGCGAUGAGAAACUCCAGUGGCAAAUAAACAAUCUUAUCUGAACGUGUCUUGAUAACUUGUGGCUAGCUGUGCACAAUACUGUGCAUAAAAGAUGCCUGCUUACACCAGAUUGGGUGCUUAUGACAAUUUGAAAGGCUAAAAUGUAGCACAGAACGCAUUCUGUGUCUGGCAAUAAUGAUACUGUUUUUAAGUGAACCAGGUAAGGUCAAAGCAAAUAGUAUAAAAAUGAAUUAUAAUAAGAGACUGCUGGCGUGUGGGCAAAUGGCUACAGUAGUGUAAACUAAUGUAAUAAGGCAAAUGUCUGUUUGUACAGAAUACCCUGCUCUGCCUCUUCCAAACAUAAGAAUUUCGAUCUGAGUAACACUACUACAUGGUACAAUGCCUGUCAUGCAUCCAGUCUUCCUGUGGCAUAGUUAGUGCAGACAUUACAUCAAAGUGAUCUCAUAAAAGAUUUCUAAUCCAUACCUGUAUUAUGUGUUUGAGAUCUUCUGGUCUACUGUUUCAUGCAUUUGAGAUUAAAUGUGGUGUCCCUUAAGUGAUCUCUUCGUUGUGUUCUAGGUGACUGCUUGCUAUUACCAUAUUGAGAUCAGGUUAAAGUGAUUAAAUGUUACAACACCAGAACCACUGCCACUGUUCUUGCUCUAGGUAAACAUCCUUAAGAACAGCGUAGUCAGGACUCUUAAUAAAUUAAUUCAUUAUGUAGCUUUUCCUAGCUGAGCUGAGCUGUGUUGUAGGACUGUGUAUGUUUAAUGGAAGAUUAAAUUGUUGUGUGAUGCUGAGCUUUUGGUUAAAAAGGCACAUGCUGUACUCUUGUACAAUAAAUCUACAGUUUUAUUUAAAACAUAAA
Molecule: messenger RNA, 4033 nt
Organism: Pseudopipra pipra
Lineage: Eukaryota; Metazoa; Chordata; Aves; Passeriformes; Pipridae
Gene: CPE
Product: carboxypeptidase E
Exons: 9
Coding region: 16-1419 (467 amino acids)
Biological process (GO): protein processing; peptide metabolic process
Molecular function (GO): zinc ion binding; metallocarboxypeptidase activity
Source: RefSeq, a predicted model, not a curated record